This is a messenger RNA of Tribolium castaneum (red flour beetle), 1580 nucleotides long. RefSeq lists its product as uncharacterized. Lineage: Eukaryota; Metazoa; Arthropoda; Insecta; Coleoptera; Tenebrionidae. The coding region runs from base 106 to 1524 and encodes 472 amino acids. The transcript is spliced from 7 exons. The record is from RefSeq and is a predicted model, not a curated record. Gene Ontology annotation, molecular function: pyridoxal phosphate binding; transaminase activity.
UAACAGCAAUGCGUGCGCACAAAUUCCAUAAUAAAUAGCGCAACGCAACGCAACACCCAGCAAAGCGCUCCAGACACGCUUCCAGGCCCACAUCCAGCACCCAUCAUGGAACAGAUGACCAAGAAGGAGACCAUUGCCCUUCGGGACAAGCACAUUGGAAAGUCAUGCCAGUUGUUCUUCCGUCAAGAUCCGUUGAAGAUAAUGAGGGCGAAGGCCCAGUACAUGUAUGACGAGAAAGGCGACGCUUAUUUGGAUUGUAUCAAUAAUGUGGCACAUGUGGGUCAUUGCCACCCAGCCGUUGUGGAAGCCGGCUGUCGUCAAAUGUCAAUCCUCAACACCAACAACCGCUUCCUGCACGACAACAUCGUCCUUUGCGCCCAACGCAUCAUCAACACAAUGCCUGACAAACUCUCAGUUUGCUAUUUUGUCAAUUCUGGCUCAGAAGCCAACGAUUUGGCUCUGCGUCUUGCGCAAAUUCACACCGGAAAUCGUCAAGUCAUCACUUUGGAGCAUGCGUACCAUGGCCAUUUGACUUCGUUGAUUGACAUUUCCCACUAUAAGUUUAAUCUUCCUGGUGGGCCACCACAGAAAGACUAUGUCCAUGUGGCUUCCUGUCCCGAUACUUAUCGAGGAAAGUACCGCGAUUCCGACUAUGCCAAAGAAGAACUGUCAAAACUAUACUCUGACGAAAUUUUGACAAUCUGCCAAAACGUUUCGUCCGAAAAAGGUGAAAAAAUCUGCGCCUUUAUUGCUGAAAGUCUGCUAAGUUGUGGCGGUCAAAUUAUCCCGCCUGAUAAUUACAUGAAAAAUGUCUACGAUCACGUCCGACAAAAUGGCGGCGUUUGCAUCGCCGACGAGGUCCAAGUCGGCUUUGGACGUUUGGGUAAACACUGGUGGGGUUUUCAAAUGCAUGACGUCAUCCCAGAUAUUGUAACAAUGGGUAAACCCAUGGGUAAUGGGCAUCCCAUUGCUGCAGUGGUGACAACUGAAGAAAUUGCCGAAAGUUUUCGGCGAACUGGAGUCGAGUACUUUAAUACGUAUGGUGGUAAUCCUGUUUCGUGCGCCAUAGCCAACGCUGUUUUUGACACAAUCGAGAAGGAGAAUUUACGAGAGCAUGCACUCGUCGUUGGAGAAUAUUUAUUUGACAGCUGUCAAAUUCUCGCCAAGAAACACGCCUGUAUUGGCGAUGUGCGUGGUGUUGGUUUGUUUCUGGGGAUUGAAAUGGUUAAGGACCGUGAUUUGCGCACGCCUGAUAAGGCCACAGCCAGCUAUGUGCUAAAAAGGAUGAGGGAGGAGCAUAUUUUGGUCAGUGCUGACGGUCCGGAAUGCAAUGUUAUAAAAAUAAAACCCCCAAUGGUUUUUACGAAGGAAAAUGUGGAUGAGGUUGUUUCCACUCUUGAUCGUGUUUUGAAGGAGUUGAGGGAUAGUCAGCAGAAAUCGUCGAAUGUGAAAAGCACUGAAGUUCCGAGUAAAGAGCCUCGGACGCGGAAGUCGCUCAAGGAGGAUAGGAUUAAGUCGAUUUAAUUUAUUGUUCAGUAUUUUGUAUGUUUUCUGUGAAAAUAAAACUAUUGUGAAGCUAA